AUGACCUCAACUCAACCCGGAAAUAUCGUUUUGGAGAACGAAUUGAAGAAGAAAGUCCUCUCUCACGCACGCGCUGUGUUCAUCGACCAAGUCCGCCCCGGCACUGUAUUCGAAGUCGUGACCACUAAGAUCGAUCUCAUUAACGAGGGUCAAAGAUACAAAGGCUUUGUCUUACAUGUCAUCGCGCUGGAUGAGUUGUCGCAAUCACAGAAAUGGCAAGUCGUUAUGCGUGCUGACAGGAAGUCUACUGAGAAGGAAAGCUUGGAGGAACUUAUGAGGAAACUGCAAACGAGGCUUUCGGAUAUGAUAACGAUGACCCAGUCUGCGACUAUUGCCAUUGCUCAGUCUGCGUCUACUGAGGUGAGAGCCAUGAACAAGUAUGAGACCAUCAUAUGGGAGAAGGAGAUGAAGGAACAGAUAUUGUGUCACGCCCACGCACUCUGCGCCGAAGGUUACCCUCAUGGUUUGGUCUUCAAGGUCAUCCAAGCCAAUACUAUGAGAGAGGACAUCACUCUUUUCGACACUCAUCUUGUCGUCUACAAGUGCCCUUCUAGGGUGGAAAAGUGGGAGUUAGUUCACUCGAUCGAUGAGAUGGCGACUGUCGAGGAAGGCUUGGACGCUCUCUUGGAAAAGCUUAGAAUCCGCCUGACUCUCAAGAUCCGUAAGCGCCGCACCCAAAAAACUCAAGUGUAA
Molecule: messenger RNA, 693 nt
Organism: Alternaria hordeiaustralica
Lineage: Eukaryota; Fungi; Ascomycota; Dothideomycetes; Pleosporales; Pleosporaceae
Exons: 3
Coding region: 1-693 (230 amino acids)
Source: RefSeq, a predicted model, not a curated record